Zingiber officinale is the source of this 1144-nucleotide messenger RNA. RefSeq names its product ethylene-responsive transcription factor ERN1-like. Gene Ontology annotation, biological process: regulation of DNA-templated transcription. Gene Ontology annotation, molecular function: DNA-binding transcription factor activity; DNA binding. The coding region runs from base 25 to 882 and encodes 285 amino acids. The record is from RefSeq and is a predicted model, not a curated record. The transcript has a single exon. NCBI's taxonomy places the organism in Eukaryota, Viridiplantae, Streptophyta, Magnoliopsida, Zingiberales, Zingiberaceae.
CUGAAACCGAAGGCCACAAAAGCCAUGGAGCUCCAUUUCCAACAGAAUCCCCCAAGGAAACAGCAGUACCAGCUGCCAACGGCCUCCAAGACCAAGUCCGCCAAGGCCAAGGCCAAGACCACCAAGUUCGUCGGCGUCCGGCAGCGCCCGUCGGGACGGUGGGUGGCGGAGAUCAAGGACACCACCCAGAAGAUCCGCAUGUGGCUCGGCACCUUCGAGACCGCGGAGGAGGCCGCCCGAGCCUACGACGCCGCCGCCUGCCUCCUCCGAGGCGCAAACACCCGCACCAACUUCUCAUCCUCCUCCGCUGCCGACGCCGACUCCCCCCUCGCCUCCCGCGUCCGUAACCUCCUCAAACUCAAGAAACAGAGUAAGAACAGAGCAUCGCCCAAAACCAACAUCAAUCCUCACCCUCCCGGCGAAAAAACAACUCAUCAUCCAACUCCUGUUCCUCCUCCUCCUCCUCUCUGCAUCAAUUUCAAUCCCUGCUCAUCUACGUCUAUCUCGGCCGAAUCAAAAAUCUGUAGCAGCAGCAGCAGCAGCAACACCAGCAACACCAGCGCCGAUGCUCCCUACCAUGAGAGGAAUCAGCAAGAUGGCAACUUGGGCGAGGAGCUGGACCUGGUGUGGCCCUCCUUGGCGCCGCUGCUGCAGGAGCCCUCCUCGUGGGCGUUCGACUGCGGCGAGCUGUUGCUGCCGCCGCGGGUUGCGUCGGAGGAGAUGGCGGAGCUGGAGAGGAUGAAGGUGGAGCGCCAGUUCUCGGCGUCGCUCUACGCCAUGAACGGAGUGCAGGAGUACUUGGACAUGGUGCAGGUGGAUCCCUUGCCUUUAGAAGCUCUCUGGGAUCUCCCUCCGCCAUGGCACUUGUCUUGCCGGACUUGAUGUGUUCCGGAACAGACCGGUGAUUUCCCGAUCGAACCGGUUCAAGAUCAGGCCGAACCAAUCGUCCCAGUCGAAAACAGUGUGAUUAAGAUGAUGCAGCAGUGCAAAAGAAGAGUUCACCUUGCAGCAGAGAGCUUGGUUGUAACUUGCCAUUGAAUUGGUUCCUUCCUGUCAUAUUUUGUAAAGCUUCUCUUUGUUUUGUCGAGUGAGAUUUUUGCUGCUGUACAAUCUUAAAAUAAGAAAGCUGUUCAAGAUGAAUAGC